GUGUAGCGCGCGGCGACACGCGUCAGUCUCGUCCAGCUCUAACCGGCUGGCGUUGAGGUCACGGGUUCAGUGGAAUAGCAACUGCAUGAGGAAAACCCUCACUGCGAAUGCGCACAGCUGGUGCUCAGCACACACACAAACCGCAAACAGUCAAGAGUGCGUGCGGGGGCAAGAAGAGCUCUCAAGGAAUGCACCUAUAGUAUUUCUUUCUCUCGAAAAAAUAUGUAGGUUUAUCUCCCUUUCUGACAUCUGCAACAGGUGUCGAGUACAAUUCGAUUUAUUUUUGAAAUAACCGCAUUGAAUUUACAAACGACCUUCUGAUUGGCUGAUAAAAUUGGACCAACCCCCUGACAUGUCACGCUAGCGCCCAUGGCAAGUCAGCGUGUGGUGUCGCCGAGCCAAAUGCUUCCGGUAUCACCGAGAUCGACAAGGCUAAGUGCUGCACACUGCAAGGGCAGUUAUUAACUUGUUGACAUUACUGCUGAAGUUUAAACUUCAAAAUAUUAGGAAAGUUCUUGGAGUGGUGGCAGACGACCCGGAAACGGCGCACCGUGGGACUAGCCUCAGCAUCGUGUUGAGGGCGAACAGCGCAGCGGAAACGGCUGGCGUGACGUAGUCCAUGCCGCAGCGCCAGGCUGCGCGUGCGGGAGGAAAGUAGCGGUGGGAAGUGGUGAUGAUGGAUGAGGUCCGGCAGCCGCUGCUGUUGGCGGAGGAUGAAGACACAGACAGUGACGGCAGCAGUUCAUCGGUCAGCAGGAAACUGUACUCCACCAUCUCGGCGGCAAAACCUCUCCUCCACGCUGCCACCUGCAAGAACGGCAAGGUGGUGUUUAAGAAACUGGAGGGACCGCCUUCAGAUGACGGAGCCGAGAAAGUCUCGGAGGCUGGCCUGACGGUGUACACCAGGCGUUGGUACGUGCUGGUCAUGUUCUGCCUGUUUAAUGCCACUCAGACGGCCGUGUGGUCCACCUUUGGGUCCAUCGCCGCCACCAGUGAGCACGCCUUCGGCUGGAACGAUGGGACCAUUGCACUGCUCAACAACUGGGGGCAGAUCUGCUAUGUCAUUGCCUGCUUCGUCUUCUCCUGGAUGAUGGACGUGAAAGGUUUGCGGGCGGCAUGCGUGUCCUCCAUGUUUCUGGUGGCGCUGGGAGCAUCAGUGAGAUGCAUCAGCGUGGAGCCCCCUACCGUCACCUGGACGAUGCAUCUGGGAUCCAUCCUCAACGGCCUGGGAGGGCCUGUCACCAUGGCGGGGCCGGCGGUGCUUUCUGCCGUAUGGUUUCCCACUCACGAGCGUACGACUGCCACAGCCAUAGGUGCCAUCAUGUCUGGAUUAGGAAAUGGCGUAUCUUUCUUAUUAGGCCCACAGAUAGUUCCUCUUCCUCCCGCCAACAUGUCAAGCUCCCCUUUGAUUGAAUCCAGAACUACAGUCAGCAGUGUAACAUGGACAGACCAAUCCUCUGCAGUUUUUAGCAAUAAUUUUACCCAACAGUAUUCUCCUGAUGAACUAUAUAUAGAAGACCAAAACAGAAUUGAGAAAGAACGACAUGCUAUCCAGUUACUAAUGUAUAUCGAGGCAGCCUGGUCUAUAGGGCUGUUUGUAAUUAUGGUGAUCUACUUCCCCAAGAAGCCGCCCCAACCGCCCUGUGUGUCGGCUGCACUACAAAGAGAGAAUUUUGUGGACGGCCUCAAACAGCUGAAAGCGCGUCCUCACUUCUGGAUUCUUGUUGCUGCAUAUGGCGUAGCUACUGGUGUCAACAGUUGCUGGAUCACUGUGCUCGAUGUUAUCCUGAAACCGUUUGGCAUCACGGAGCAAAGAGCUGGCUGGAUCGGCUUCUACUCCGUGUGUGGUAGCAUCUUCAUGGCACUUGCUGUGGCUAGAUUUGCAGAUAAGGUCAAACGCAUCCACAAAUGGAUCGUCUUUGUGUUCUACGUUAUUUGCUGUGUGGCCUAUUUGAUCUUCUCUCUGGCCUGCAUCGAAGUUAUACCUUCCUCUACAGUCCUGCUCUACACAACCAUCAUCGUCGGCUACGUGGCCAUCACCUCUGCCAUUCCUUUCUUGUACGAGUUGGCGUGUGAGCUAGCCUAUCCAGUAGGGGAGGCCACUUCCAAUGGCAUCUUGACGAUGGUGAAUAACUUUACGGGUAUCAUCUUUCUACUGGUCUUGAUGAUCCCGAAUAUAGGUACCAUGUGGACCAACUGGACUCAGAUCGGAGCCGUUGCUUGCUGUCUGCCGCUGCUGCUGGCACUGCGCGAGCGUUACAACCGCCUGGAGGUCGACGAGCGCUUGCCGGACAUGGCCACCAUCAACAUCGAAGUCGUCGUCCCUGCGCCACAGGACUCCUGACUUCAUCUGGACUUUUGCAUAUUUGAGAUCUGCGAUCUUUCGAGGAGGAACUUUCUAUUUUAAGUUUUUUUUUAUCUGUACAAACAGAGAAGUCCUCCUUUUUGAUUUUCGUUGUAAGUGAUCUGAACAAGACUUGUGGCCUUGCAGCUAUUCCAGAACCCGAUUUUUUCCCCGUACUAUUUAUUCAUUUUCUGUAAAGUGUUCUCGGAAAGGGGGCGUGCUGCUAUUGGCCUACCACGCAAUAGAACACGUUCACAAUAGAACCAGUUCGUUAUACAUUGGUGGAUGAGAAUGUGAUAUUGAUUUCUACCAACGUUGUGAUUUGUCAGUGGUGAGAUCCCAAAUGUUCUACUCGAUCAAUAAAAUAUUUUUGAUAACUUUUUUGGUAUCAAGUUAUUAUCUCGCCGCGCAUUUUUGUUGAUUAGUGUUUUAUACAUGUGGGUUGUUGUGCAUGGUGGGAGCUUACUGGUGGAGCAUGCUAAGGAGUUCUGGAUUUUUGUAUAUGUGUUGUAGAUUGUUGUGUAGGGUGACAACUAGAUUAUGCAUAACUUUAAGGAGGACAAACAAUGAAAAGGCAUCAAGCAAAUUGCAGCAGCUGUCACACAAAAAUGGCUGUUUCAAUAAGUAUAAUCGAUUUACCUACCCUUGACAACAGCUGGUUGUAAGUGUCGAUAAUCAGUUGAUAUAAUCUAUGAAAUGAAUGAAAAGCCCUUUUAUCUCCCUACGAUUUGUUGCAUGGGAUGUGCAUACAUUUUGAGUAUACAAACACUUUAGAAUGAAUCACUUUGCCUGUGAAAUUAGCGGUAAUUUUAUGUGCGCCCACAUACAUAUAUGCCCGACUGCUUUGUAAUAUUGUGGCUUUUCUCAGAUUGUUUAUGUGUUACGUUUUAGAUAUUGUGAUGGUUUUUGUUUUUUACACAGAGGGUAAACCUAACACUAGUCCUUUUAAGUGGUGAAUACUAGUAUGUCAUUCACAGUUUGAAUGUUAGAGAUUACAGACAGGAAGGAAGACAUUUCCUUCAGAUGCUUGUAUCUAAGGUUGUCAAGAUGAGUUUUGAAACCGUCAUUGGAAUAAAGGGAGGUAAUUAUUGCCUUCUCCAAUUGCAGUCGCUGACAUUCUAGUCUUCUCAUGUUAAAACUUAACGCUGCCUGGUUUCCAAUACAACAGACUCAAAAUCCAGUAUUUGACAUGAAAUUCUUGUUCACAUGUAAAUUUUUAUAUUCUUAAUGCCCCAUUUUGGUGGUGAAAGAAUAAAAUUUGUGGAAUCUU
Messenger RNA from Pomacea canaliculata, 3614 nucleotides. RefSeq names its product disrupted in renal carcinoma protein 2 homolog. Gene Ontology annotation, molecular function: transmembrane transporter activity. Gene Ontology annotation, cellular component: membrane; intracellular membrane-bounded organelle. The coding region runs from base 674 to 2344 and encodes 556 amino acids. The record is from RefSeq and is a predicted model, not a curated record. Gene Ontology annotation, biological process: transmembrane transport. Lineage: Eukaryota; Metazoa; Mollusca; Gastropoda; Architaenioglossa; Ampullariidae. The transcript is spliced from 14 exons.